This is a messenger RNA of Danaus chrysippus (African queen), 657 nucleotides long. The record is from the annotation of a GenBank genome assembly. NCBI's taxonomy places the organism in Eukaryota, Metazoa, Arthropoda, Insecta, Lepidoptera, Nymphalidae.
AUGGUACAGUCUCAUUUUUCACUAUCGUGGGAUUCGUAUAAGUCAAAUCUGUCAACUGGAUUCAGUGGUUUGCAACAGAAUGGGGAGCUUGUUGAUAUGACGUUGGCUGCUGAUGGGCACUUUGUUAAAGUGCAUCAGGUCCUAAUAGCUUUGUCAAGCUCCUAUUUAAAACAACUUAUUUUAUCAGCUCCGUGUCAACAUCCGGUCAUCUUCCUCAAUAAUGUGUCCAAUACAACUCUAACAUUCCUGUUGGAAUAUAUAUACACAGGCCAGGUAUCGGUGCCUUCUAGUAAUUUGUCAGCAUUUAUUGAAGCUGCGAAAGCAUUACACAUAAAAGGGCUCGAAAAUGUUGAGGACAAUAGCAAAGAAAAACAAACACCAAUUAAUGUAGAUGAAUGUAAUAUAAGCUCUAAUAGAAUUGCUGUUAAAAGAAAAUCCACAGCACCUGAUCAGUUUCAUUUACCGGCCACAGCAAGAAAAGUUCUAGUAAAAUAUGGAGGAGCCACAUCCACUGUAAUUGUGGAAAAGAAGAAUCUGAAUGAAUCUAUGGAUAAUGACGAAGUACACAACACAAUGGACCAUACUGUACUUGAAACAGAUACUCAUUUGAAUGAGGAAACACAGAAGGAUAAAGACAAAGGGGCAGUUCAAAGUUAG